This is a messenger RNA of Acytostelium subglobosum LB1, 1269 nucleotides long. RefSeq lists its product as hypothetical. The transcript has a single exon. The coding region runs from base 1 to 1269 and encodes 422 amino acids. The record is from RefSeq and is a predicted model, not a curated record. Lineage: Eukaryota; Evosea; Eumycetozoa; Acytosteliales; Acytosteliaceae.
AUGCAGGACAUUUUAAACAACAACAACGUCAAAGAGAUAUCAUUCAUCGAGCAAGAUAAUAGAGGAUUCGAUGAAGCAUUCUGGAUCAAGAACAAGGACUUCUUUGAUGAGAUGUCUGCACGAUCAGUUGAAAUGAAGUACACAGUCUCUCAUAGCAUUACUAUACCGAUACGCAAUGUGCCUCUGACCAGUAUGACCUUGUUAAUAGACAGGGCUGUCAUCCAAUUCGACUACCUUCCAAAAAGUCUAAACAACUUAUCCAUUGCCAUAAGACAUAGAAACCUUGUGACAUCACUGGUUGGAUUGCCCGACGGUCUGACAUCUCUCAAAUUCUUGUUUGCUGGAUGGAGUCACCCGAUUGCACCCGGGUCAUUGCCAUCACGACUCAAGACUCUUGAUCUCGGAAGUACUUACAACUAUCCGAUCGAAGUCGGUUCAUUGCCUGCAACCCUGGAGAUUGUCAACUUUGGUGGAUCAUUCAAUCAGCCACUCACCAACCUACCAAGGAGUGUUACCAAACUGCAUCUAUGUGCAAAGUAUAAACAUCCGAUCGGCAACAAUCAUUUGGAGUACCUAGAUCACAUGGGACCGGCAUCGUUCACCCCUGGAGUGAUCUUCCCCGCACUUACAUACCUUAAUACACAUUCCAAACAUGAUCAGUGGCCACUGAUCACGUCGUCAACAUUCCCCAAUCUCUCAACAAUCUAUGUUUACACAAAGUCGGAAUGGAGUGAGCCCUUGGACCUCUCAACAAUGGCAUCAUCAUUGAGAAUCAUGUUCAUUUCUGCCAAGGGACCAAUAUCAUCCUUCCCUCAGGGUCUUGAGAGACUACAGGUCUUUAGCAGCUCAUUGUUCAGAUUGACCAACCAUAACAACAACCAGUUGCCUCGAUCCCUUCUAUCACUAACAAUCUUGGAAUACCAAUACGAGUUGGAAGCCGGUCACUUCCCACCAACAUUAACAUCGCUUUCAAUGUUCGAGCAUCAACAGCUGCCACUCAAGGACCAACUACCACUACUCUCACUCAAAUCAUUAUCCAUCGGACUCGGUAAAGAGUAUGACAUUAUUACCAUUGGCCGUUUUGAAUCGAUAUUGGCGACAACAUCUUUGGAGAGCAUCGAGCUAGUGGCCUCCACGAGAUUCAACCUUCAUCUAUAUCGAAUCACAGACAACAUCUUCCUCAAGCAUUCAGGUAGCUCCAUACUCUUUGAGAUCAAUGAAUUUGGAUUCAUCAACAGUAAUACCAUCAUGCACUUUUUGACCAAAUGA